AUGCCCACAUCUGCCAGCACAUCGACGACAGCCCACCACCCUGCGUCACCUCCACUUUCCUCGUCCAACAGCUUCUCGUCGCCGCACGGGCAAGCUCCGUCGGGCAGCGCGGACGUCGCGCGCAGCGCCGCCAUCGUCGGGCAGAAUCUCAUACGUCGCACCUCUCCUCGCAAAGACACCUCAGGCUACGCGCGCAUUCCUACGCCGCCCGAUUCGUCGUCGCCCAGCAGCCCCCAGCAGACCAGGAAUGGCUGCGUAGCGCAACCCAUGGCCGCUAAUAACAAUGAGACGAUCAGCGCGGCAUUCACCAGCGCUCCCGCUCCUUCUUCUUCUUCAUCAACCUCUGGCUUGCCCUCCUCUCUGCCAGGUUUCCCGACUUCCUAUGUCUUGCCCGUUCCACCAUUACCACCGACGGGGCCCCAGCAACGCCCACAGCGCACGAUCCUGAUCCGCGACCUCAACCACAUCCAAAGCCUGACGCAGGCGGACGGCGCUUUGGGUGACGGCGCUGGCCUGGGCGGUCCCCUCGGUGCGGGCUUGGGAGGCGGCAGCUUAGGCCUGGGCGGCACAGCGCCACUGCAGGAUGUCAAGUUUGAGAUUAGCGCCAUGCCCAUCGGCGAUGUCAUCGAGAUGGUUGCCGCGCUUCUCACCAAAAUUACUACGACCAAUGAUCACCAACACGAUGCGCUGCACCGCAAUGCCGCACAGCAGCGUCAGGCCCAGGUCCAUAACGAUGGCGGAGCAGACGGCACCAGCAACGGGCACAGCAGUGGUGGCCAUAGUGCCAGUCCCUUUUCGGCCUCGGUGCUGGCUUUCCACGGCAAGAACGUCCCGGCCAUCACCAUUUUGAGCUACUUGUCACGCAUCCACAAAUACUGCCCGACGACAUACGAGGUGUUCCUUAGCCUUCUGGUGUACUUUGAUCGCAUGACGGAGCGGGUCAACGCUUUGGUCAUGAAGCAGCAGCAGCAGCAGGAGAAGCAGCGCGACCUGCAGAAGGAGAGGACGGAACGUAAUGACCGCGUUGCAGGCGACAAGGAUGUCGCUAUGCACGAUGCUGAUGCCGGCUCGAGCGAUGUUGAUGAGACAGACGAAGGGCUGGCGGAUAGCAGCGAUAGCAGCAGCAGCAGCGAAGAUGAAGACGAUGAAGGUGGUGUUCCACGACGUGAUACUGCUGCAGCAACAGCCGCAGCUGCGGCAACUGCUUCUUCGAAAACGACUCCUGCGCCCUCCGCACCGCUUGAUGUCGCAGGGUCUCUCUCGGCUGCUACCUACUUUGUCGUUGACAGCUUCAACAUCCACCGCCUCAUAAUUGCCGGCGUCACGUGUGCGAGCAAGUUCUUCUCAGACGUUUUUUACACCAAUGCUCGGUAUGCGAAAGUCGGCGGCCUGCCGCUGGCCGAGCUGAACCACCUGGAACUGCAGUUCCUGAUCCUCAACGAUUUCCGCCUUGCGAUCCCCAUCGAGGACCUAGAGGCAUAUGCUACCAUGCUUGUCGAGUUUUACGCCCGCGAGGUCGUGGGCACCCGGCCCCGGUCGUCUAGUGCAACAGCCGGUGGUGUUCCGACAACACAGCCUGUCGGAGGAGCAGCGAUGGCUGCUGCGCCCUAG
Messenger RNA from Sporothrix brasiliensis 5110, 1611 nucleotides. Its product is annotated as cyclin-dependent protein kinase complex component. The coding region runs from base 1 to 1611 and encodes 536 amino acids. The transcript has a single exon. Gene Ontology annotation, molecular function: cyclin-dependent protein serine/threonine kinase regulator activity; protein kinase binding. The record is from RefSeq and is a predicted model, not a curated record. Gene Ontology annotation, biological process: regulation of cyclin-dependent protein serine/threonine kinase activity. NCBI's taxonomy places the organism in Eukaryota, Fungi, Ascomycota, Sordariomycetes, Ophiostomatales, Ophiostomataceae. Gene Ontology annotation, cellular component: nucleus; cyclin-dependent protein kinase holoenzyme complex.